UUUGUUUUGGCAGCACUUACUGUUGUCAUUUACUUGAAACUUUUUUUGUGUUCGUUUUCUGUGUUUAGUCGAUGACGAUAUUGCUUUCCCAUUUAGUGAUUUAACAAAUUGGUGUUAAGCUUUUUGAUAUUUAAUCAAAUCAACACGAGAUGUCACAAGAAGUAGAAGAAACCUUAAAACGUAUACAGGCACACAAGGGUGUAGUUGGUACUAUUGUUGUUAACAACGAAGGAAUACCAGUUAAGUCGACUUUAGAUAACACAACUACUGUGCAAUAUGCCGGAUUAAUAAGUUUGUUGGCUGAGAAAGCUCGUGGUGUAGUACGUGAUUUGGAUCCUUCAAAUGAUUUAACAUUCCUUCGUCUGCGUUCCAAAAAACAUGAAAUAAUGGUUGCUCCAGAUAAAGAUUUUAUUCUUAUUGUUAUUCAAAAUCCAACUGAUUAACUCAAAAACUAAAAGUAUAUAUAUUUCAAAUUUAAUUUGUAAGUUAAAAUAAAAUUAAUAAUGUUUAAUAAACUUUAAUUGAAAGUUA
Messenger RNA from Teleopsis dalmanni, 531 nucleotides. It is a transcript of the gene robl, whose product is annotated as dynein light chain roadblock-type 2. Gene Ontology annotation, cellular component: cytoplasm; cytoplasmic dynein complex; centrosome. Gene Ontology annotation, biological process: microtubule-based movement. NCBI's taxonomy places the organism in Eukaryota, Metazoa, Arthropoda, Insecta, Diptera, Diopsidae. Gene Ontology annotation, molecular function: dynein intermediate chain binding. The transcript is spliced from 3 exons. Bases 150 to 443 code for a protein of 97 amino acids. The record is from RefSeq and is a predicted model, not a curated record.